Messenger RNA from Rhipicephalus sanguineus (brown dog tick), 3228 nucleotides. It is a transcript of the gene Rab14, whose product is annotated as ras-related protein Rab-14. The coding region runs from base 234 to 881 and encodes 215 amino acids. The record is from RefSeq and is a predicted model, not a curated record. Gene Ontology annotation, cellular component: phagocytic vesicle; Golgi apparatus; trans-Golgi network. Lineage: Eukaryota; Metazoa; Arthropoda; Arachnida; Ixodida; Ixodidae. Gene Ontology annotation, molecular function: GTPase activity; GTP binding. Gene Ontology annotation, biological process: Golgi to endosome transport; defense response to bacterium; endocytic recycling. The transcript is spliced from 8 exons.
CCAGCAGCAGCCUGCCGUCACCUUCGUGGUCAGUCAUCUGUCGGCCAUAUUAGGUGUCCACCUCCGUUUCGACGAUUAAUAAAUCGCCGUGCGAUUGCACCUCGGGACUCUGCUACGUGCCCGGGGCCCGCGUUGACCGGAAACAGUCACCCAGGUAACCCAUCAAGUGGGAAAGUGACAGAUAGCGCGUUAAAAAGCAGCAGCCUAAAGCAGCCACCACCACAGCCAGCAGGAUGACUGCGGGGCCAUACAACUACUCCUACAUCUUCAAGUACAUCAUAAUUGGUGACAUGGGCGUGGGCAAGUCAUGCCUGCUGCACCAGUUCACUGAAAAGAAGUUCAUGGCCGACUGUCCGCACACCAUCGGCGUCGAGUUUGGCACGCGCAUCAUCGAGGUGUGUGGUCAGAAGAUCAAGCUCCAGAUCUGGGACACGGCCGGCCAGGAGCGCUUCCGUGCUGUCACACGCUCCUACUACCGCGGCGCCGCUGGAGCACUCAUGGUCUACGACAUCACCAGGCGCAGCACGUACAACCAUCUCAGCAGCUGGCUAACUGACGCAAGGAACCUCACCAACCCCAACACAGUCAUCUUUUUGAUUGGCAACAAAUGUGAUCUUGAAGCUCAGAGAGAUGUCACGUACGACGAGGCAAAGCAGUUUGCUGACGAAAAUGGUCUAAUGUUUGUGGAGGCUAGUGCAAAAACGGGUGAGCAUGUCGAGGAGGCCUUCCUCGAGACUGCUAAGAAGAUCUUCCAAAAUAUUCAGGAUGGCAGCCUGGACCUGAAUGCAGCCGAGUCUGGUGUGCAGCACAAGCCCCAGACACGAACCACGACAAGCCUUACGAGCGAGGCUACCACAGACAAGGAGGCCUGCGGCUGUUAGGAACCCCUGCAUCUCCCCUCCCCUCCUUCCGGUGUGCGGCGACUUCUACGCAGUCCAGGACUGCCUUUCGACCACGGGAGGACAAGGGAAGCAGAGGAGUGGAGCUGGACGGAGGCUGCUUUGAACGGGACUACUACUACUACCAAGGGGGAAAUGAGGGAGGAGCCUAGAAGAAGGGUUGGGGGGAGCAGGGCAGGGCUGGAGGAAGAAUCGGACAUAUACACACAACACACACGGGUCUCUCCUCGUGUAGCGAGGACAGUGGCGGCGACCAGACGAGAGGGGGGAAGGAUGGCAGUCUACCGGCCCCCUUUAUUUUCUUUAGUCUCUCCCUUAACUCUCCCUGCCGUCGUAACAGGCCCCGGUACUGCUGCUGCCGCUGCUUAACUCUGUUCUUGCCCUCAGUCUCUCACACAGCUCUCGCCUAUCUUUUUUUUUAUACCUCGGUGUUCUUUUUGUUCAUUUUUUUUCUUCUCUGUGUAUGUGUGUGUGUCUCACAGUGUACUAGGGGUGGAGAAAUAAAUGUGGCUUCUCUUCCCCAUGCACAUGCCACCCUGCUGCCACAUAACCUCUGUUCAACAGGCACCAUCUCUGAGCAGUAGAGCAUAACCUGGCUGGUGAUUUUUUUAAAGUCUGCAACACUGGAAUGCAUGUUAAGAUUUGAAGAAAGCAACUGCUGAAACUCUCCUGUCUAACAUGUUCAGCCUGCACUUUGGUCCCUUUUUUUUUUUCCCGUUUUCUUUCUUCACUACCAGGUCUAGUUAGACUUUAGGAUGCCCACUUUUUCAGCAUUCCCACCAUUCAGGUGGCUUCACAUGGACUUUGCUGAGGCGGGGAUGCAAGGCAGAAACGGUGUCUGUUGCUUAGAAGGCUGCCGCUUGCUUGUGUAACCUGGUCAGAAUUUCCUGUUUUUUUUUCUCACAUUCUUUCUGUGUAAAUUCCUUGAUUCUUUUUUUUCCUGUGAUUGAAUUUGUUGUUAUACAUCAAUUCUGGCAAGGAAGAAUGCAGACAUUGCAGUGCAGUGUCGUAUCUCACCUGUGCUUCUGGUCCUUGUGCAUUGCCUCUGUUAAAACAUUCCUCACUUUUUAUUGGGAGGCUCGGCACAAGCUAUAUUUCUUUGCUUAAGAGCUGCUGACACUGCAUGUUCGGUAGCAGCUACAGUCUCUUCUUUCUUUUUUUUCUUUUCCUAGUGUGAUUUGAAGCUCAUAUGUAAUUCCUGCCACUGCGCAACUCCUUUUGAAUGUAGCUAAUGACAUCAACAACCUUAGGGCCAUCAGCAGCUUUUUUGUAAGGCCCAUCAUAGUAGCUGGUGUUAUGGUUGUAGAAUUCAGAAAAAAAAAACCACAAAGCUCCUACAGUGGCAGGUGCUUGGAUGAGUAUGUUUUCAUGCAAGGAUGACACGGAGUGUUUUCUUGUUUGCGGUGCAAUCUGCCUUUCCAGCGCUGCGCAAAAAUGCUGAGCAAAACGCUUUUUAUGGAUGUUAAGGGGUGGAGAGAGAGAGACUAGAGGUGGGUGAUGUUGGCUGUUUACUUUCGAGAUUUCUCUACUGGGCUUUACUUUCUCUUUCCCCGACAAAUGAUGUGUAUUGACCAACUGUGGUCAAACUAUUUUUCCCUAUGGCGCUUGUAUGCUGCUUUUGCGUGUUGCGUGUAUGUGUGAGUGAUUCAUUUAAUUGUACAUUUAAAACAAAAUGGGGGCAAGAAAGAAAAAAAAAGGCUUCUCACUUUCUUGUGCGUUGUUGGGUGCAGAGUCCUGUUCUUGGCCACUCUAUGUUGGGCGGUUAUUCAGGAUGUGAUAGUCGUAUGCCUCUUUCUUUUUGUCCCUCCCCUUCCAAGUAUUAAGGAGCCACUCUGUGUUGCGGAUUAAGAAAUGGCGUGCUACAGAUUGGCCAGAUGCCUAAGCAGGGCCACCGUACGAGAUUUUGUAGCCACUGCUGGCUAUCCCAGCACUGGUUUUGUAUAGUUCGUGCUCUCAACACAACCAAGUACCGCCAACUGAACGGUGGAGAAACGGUGUGCGCUCAUUUUGUCAUGCUGUACGUGUGUGCACAGCUGCUUCUGUUGCUGCUGCUGUGGUUGAUUAUUUGCAGGCCUGGGAGCAGCAGACAAGUGCAGCUGCAUGUGUAACUUGCGCAGCACUCCUGUGACCCUAAUAUUGUUGCAUUGUACGUAGGCUGUUUACAAGUUUUUAUUUUCCUCCCUGAAAAGAUGAUCACCAGCAGUGAAAGAAAAAUGCUGUACUUCAAUUUUUAAGAGGCUUGGACCUUUUUUGUUUCUUUUUUUUUUUUCUUCUAAAAUGUAAUUAUAUCUUCCACCUACAUAGCUGAACACUGGUUGGCACACAUUGC